GGAAAAUCAAGUUACAUGGUUUUGAUCUUUUCUGCAGCACUGGGAUCUGGAGUUCAAAGAGUACUGGCAGAACCAGAAAAUCAGCAGCAGUUAGUUAAAAGCUGGUCCAUUGAUGACUUUGAUAUUGGACGUCCUCUUGGAAAAGGCAAAUUUGGAAAUGUGUACAUGGCUCGUGAACGGGAAACUAAGUUUAUCCUGGCGCUGAAAGUGCUUUUCAAGUCUCACCUUGAGAAAGAAAACGUCGAGCAUCAACUCCGAAGAGAGAUUGAAAUUCAGUCUCAUCUCAAGCAUCCAAACAUAUUAAGACUUUACAACUAUUUUUUCGAUCGAACAAGAAUUUAUCUAAUGUUAGAAUUCGCUCCUCGGGGAGAGUUGUACAAAGAGCUGCAGAAACGAGGCUGCUUUAGUGAACAACAGAGUGCCACUUACAUGUUGGAACUGGCAGAUGCAUUGCUUUACUGUCAUUUAAAGAAGGUGAUUCACAGAGACAUCAAACCAGAGAAUCUACUGCUUGGUCUGCGUGGGGAGUUGAAAAUAGCUGACUUUGGCUGGUCUGUGCAUGCUCCUUCAUCCAGAAGAAAGACUUUAUGCGGCACUUUGGAUUACCUGCCUCCAGAGAUGGUGGAAGGGCGUUUGCAUGAUGAAAAAGUGGACUUGUGGUGCCUGGGCAUUCUGUGCUAUGAAUUCCUGGUAGGACACCCUCCGUUUGAAUCAUCAUCUCACCAAGAGACCUACAGGAAGAUCUGUAAGGUUGAAAUCCAUUUUCCAUCCAGCAUGUCAGAUGGUGCUAAGAGUCUGAUCAGCCAGUUGCUUCGACAUAAUCCAGUCCUGAGACUUCCCCUCAAGGGAGUGAUGGAACAUCCAUGGGUGAAAGCCAAUGCCCGGAGGCUCCUUCCACCAGAAUGUACAGCCAGUGGUGAGAAUGAAGGUCCUCACUAACCCUGGGGAUUGAUAAUGUGUAUGCAAGCCAUGUAAUUAGCAAUUCUCAUGUGUAAAUAUACAACUGUUAUAUACUCCAUAUCUUUUCUCUACCCUUGAUCCUCCCUUGGUUUGGUUUCAGCUGUUUGUCUUCUAAAGUUGAAGCUGACCUUUUGAGAAUGUAGUAUCCGUCUUCACAGAAAAGCUUCAGGCACUUAGUGGAACACAGAUCUUGAAUAUUGCUGAAAAGAGACCUGUUGCUGAAGAUUUUAUCUUAUGCUUGUAAGACAAAUUUCAAACUCUCAAUUUAUAGUACAUGGGAAAAGUGUGGCAAUUGGUGACAAAUUUCUUGUCAGCAACAUUCAAAUAAUUUGAUUUUGGUUUCAAGUUCUUGUUUUAACAUUUUUCUUAACUGUUGAGUGCCUUGAUUUCUUUAUUGUAAAUCAUGUUC
Molecule: messenger RNA, 1369 nt
Organism: Chiloscyllium plagiosum (whitespotted bambooshark)
Lineage: Eukaryota; Metazoa; Chordata; Chondrichthyes; Orectolobiformes; Hemiscylliidae
Source: RefSeq, a predicted model, not a curated record